This is a messenger RNA of Aethalodelphis obliquidens (Pacific white-sided dolphin), 3555 nucleotides long. It is a transcript of the gene EXD2, whose product is annotated as exonuclease 3'-5' domain containing 2. The transcript has 8 exons. Gene Ontology annotation, molecular function: 3'-5' exonuclease activity; nucleic acid binding. Lineage: Eukaryota; Metazoa; Chordata; Mammalia; Artiodactyla; Delphinidae. The record is from RefSeq and is a predicted model, not a curated record. Gene Ontology annotation, biological process: nucleobase-containing compound metabolic process. Bases 148 to 1818 code for a protein of 556 amino acids. Gene Ontology annotation, cellular component: nucleus; cytoplasm.
GUCCUAGUGGAUCCGGGUGGGUGCGCGCAGGUGGCCACAGAGGUUCCAGGUCUUCAAUGUGAGGCGCCGCAGGUGUUCCCGGUGGGGUCCAGGGCCGCAGAUUGUGGGAUUAGUGAUAUGCUUUCCUAAACAACAGAAAAGUUGAAGAUGUCUAAACACUUAGUGGCUUUGACAGUGACCACCCUUCUUGGUAUGGCUGUCGGAGGGUUUGUCCUGUGGAAAGGCAUCCAGCGUCGGAGGAGUAAAGCAAGUCGUGUGACCCAGCAGCAGCUGUCACAGCAGCAGCCGAAAGCGCCAGGCAGGAGAGAGCGGCCCACUCCAGCAGAGGACCAGCAGCACUCCAGUGCCCCCAGAGCCUCGUGGGAAGAGAGGAUCCUUAGAGCAAAGGUGGCGACUGUGUCUCAGGAGGCAGAGUGGGAUCAAAUUGAGCCCUUGCUUAGGAGUGAGUUAGAAGAUUUUCCAGUGCUUGGAAUCGACUGUGAGUGGGUGAAUUCGGAAGGCAAAGCCAGUCCUCUGUCACUCCUUCAAAUGGCCUGUCCAAGUGGCUUCUGUGCCUUGGUUCGCUUGCCCAAGCUGAUCUGUGGAGGAAGGGCACUACCGAAAACGUUACUGGACGUUUUGGCAGAUGGCACGAUUUUAAAAGUUGGAGUAGGAUGUUCAGAAGAUGCCAGCAAGCUUCUGCAAGAUUAUGGCCUCGUCGUUAAGGGGUGCCUGGACCUCAGAUACCUAGCCAUGAGGCAGAGGAAUUCAACUCUAGAAGAAAAUGAUGACUUCACUGGCUGGAGAAAAGUCUUGGAGAAAUGUCAGGAUGUGGUAGAUAUCCCAUUCCGAAGCAAAGGAAUUAGCAGAUUGGGAGAGGAGGUUAAUGGGGAAGCAACAGAAUCUCAGCAGAAGCCAAGAAAUAAGAAGCCGAAGACCGAUGGAAUGAUGCCAGGCAACCACCAAGGGAGAGACCCCAGAAAACAUAAAAGAAAACCCCUUGGAGUGGGCUAUUCUGCCAGAAAAUCACCCCUCUAUGAUAACUGCUUUCUCCACGCCCCUGACGGACAGCCCCUCUGCACUUGUGAUCGAAGAAAAGCUCAGUGGUACCUGGACAAAGGCAUUGGAGAGCUGGUGAGUGAAGAGCCUUUUGUGGUCAAGCUACAGUUUGAACCUGCGGGGAGACCUGAAUCCCCGGGAGACUACUACUUGAUGGUUAAAGAAAACCUGUGUGUAGUGUGUGGCAAGAAAGACUCAUACAUUCGGAAGAACGUGAUUCCGCAUGAGUACCGGAAGCACUUUCCCAUCGAGAUGAAGGACCACAACUCCCACGAUGUGCUGCUGCUCUGCACCUCCUGCCACGCCAUCUCCAACUACUAUGACAACCACUUGAAGCAGCAGCUGGCCAGGGAGUUCCAGGCCCCCACUGGCUCCGAGGAGGGCUUGCGCCUGCUGGAAGAUCCUGAGCGCCGGCAGGUGCGUUCUGGGGCCAGGGCCCUGCUCAACGCAGAGGGUCUGCCUGAGCACCGAAAGGAGGAGCUGCUGCAGGCGCUCAGAGAGUUUUAUCACACAGACACGGUCACAGAGGAGAUGCUUCAGGAGGCUGCCAGCCUGGAGACCAGGAUCUCCAAUGAAAACUACAUUCCGCACGGGCUGAAGGUGGUUCAGCGCCACACCCAGGGCGGGCUGCGCUCCCUCAUGCAGCUGGAGAGCCGCUGGCGGCAGCACUUCCUGGACUCCAUGCAGCCCAAGCACCUGCCCCAGCAGUGGUCGGUGGACCACAACCACCAGAAGCUGCUCCGGAAAUACGGGGAGGACCUUCUCAUCAAGCUGUCGUGAUGGCUGCUUCCCUUCCACGUUGGGACAGCUGGGAAGCUGGAGCCAGGGGUGAAAAUUUCACCUCUUCCUGUUUUAAUGUCAUUGUCAAAGCCUGGUGACACAACUCACAAUACUAACCUGUACUGAUCCCAGGAUGCUUCUGGUGGAGCAAGGCUGUUGUUUUCAGGGGGAGCUUAUGGUCUUGAGUUUUAGUUGGGCAGGGUGAGCGUUCUUUACUCCACCCUCUUAUUUUAUUUUUCUGGACAAAUGGGAGGCUUGGCCUUCAUUUUACUCUCCCUCUUCUGCUUUCCCUGUGCAGGCGACAAAUGAAGGAUUCUCCCUGAAGUGUCUUGUCAAGACACUCAGGUUUUUAAUGCUUUUUCUCCCUGUCCAGCAUGUUGGUUCACCUCAAACAGGAGCUGUCAUGUAUUUCAAGCCCAUCAGGUUAGGAGGGGAAAAAACGUUCUUCUAGAGGUUGGAGAGGCGAAAAGGGGUCGGAUUCCUAUUCCCAGUUCAACCUCAUAAUUAGAAAUUCUUUGGCCUGGUGCCGUGCGGUGACUCACCUGGUUGGGCUCCAGCCCAUCUGGGUUGCUUCGGUUUAUUUCACAUGCUUGAAAAUGCUCCCGUUGACACAUUCAGGACCAAAGCAGCAACUUCCUGCCAUACGUUUUCACCCUAACGCUGGAGGGAAUUCUUUUCUGGAAAGAGGCCUUCAGCCUGGGUGGGGCACAGAGAAGCACAAGAACCAUCUCCCAAGAGAACUUGGAUAAUUUGCUCAGCUUUCCCUUUUGCUGUUUCUUGCAAGCCUCCUGCCCAGAACGGCAGGGUUUUUAGCUUAAUCCCUUUCUGAGAGGAAGGUUAUCUCUUCUCAGAAUCAGUAUCUGGUCCCUUCAGUGUUCCAUCAGGUUUGUAAUACUGACCUCUUUUAAGCUCUUAAUUCUCUCCCAGCGUCAUUUGGUUAGGUUGAGAGGAUUUCUCCAUCUCCCUUCAUGCCUGGGACGCCAAGACUAAUUAAUACGUUUCGAUGUUCAAAACGGUGGUGUUUCAUCUUUCCAAACGUGAGGCCACCACUUGGAGUACGGAAUCAACUUAUUAGCGGUUAGUAUUUUUAUAAAGUAUUAGGAAAACUUUCUUACCUUACAAGAUCUUAACAAGCUUAAAAAAGAGCUUUAUGGCCAGAAUUCAACAAGAGCUCAGUUCUUUCGGAAUUGUGCCCGAGUUGGUGAUGGUAGCUCUAACACUGGUAAAUAAAACAACUUCUAAGCACAAAGUUCAUUGAUUGUAAAUGUAAAACCUUUUUCUUCAUAAUUUUAUAAAAUCAGCAAAUACUCUUGGGGAAGGAGAUCUUUAUGCUAUAGGUCCCUGCCGUGUGGCAGCCCAUGAUACGUGUGCAGGUGUCGUCGUGUGCCUCCGCCAACAGCUUUGGCCUGUCGACAGCGGCCCACAACACAUGCACACCCUGCAGUUUGUUCCUCUGCCCUUUCAUCCCCACUCAUCCUCGAAUAGGUGUCUCUGGGAUCUAAACUAGAAAGUCUUGAAGACAAAUAGUACCAGCUGCCUUGGGGACCGUUUGUUCAACACACUAAGGUUAUUAGGGGGCAGGUUCCUCAGGGGCUGUUACUGCCCACAGCCCGGGGCGGAGAACCGCGGAGAUGGAUAAGUGGUUGUCGUAGUCAGGCUUGCCACAAGGGGGCGUCGUAGAUCUUGCUUUAUAUUCAUUCUUGAGAAAUAAGGGGCAUUGAUAACACGGGUCCUAAA